Molecule: messenger RNA, 2997 nt
Organism: Mucor velutinosus
Lineage: Eukaryota; Fungi; Mucoromycota; Mucoromycetes; Mucorales; Mucoraceae
Exons: 7
Coding region: 1-2997 (998 amino acids)
Biological process (GO): regulation of DNA-templated transcription; double-strand break repair via homologous recombination
Source: RefSeq, a predicted model, not a curated record
AUGUCAUUUCGUAUGGAUGAUCACGAUGAAUUUGAAGACGACUGGGAUGAGUUUACACCAAGUGCACAAGAUACAUUAUAUGAGAAAUUAGAAUCAAUAGAGAACAACGCCGCAGCAGCUAAAUUAGAGAGGGACAAUGAAAUAGAGGAUAUGGAUGGCGACUUCAACGUCUUUUUGGAUGAACUGUUUGAGAUUCCUUUCAAAUUUAAAGAAAAGACAAAAAAGCAAACACCCCUUGGAGAAAUCUGUGUCAACAAACAGCAUAAAAAUACUGUUGGCCCUGUUCAAAACAAAGAGAAUACAGCAGAUGAAUGCUCGCUUGUAUACGAUUCGCAAGAUGAUAACAUGUGGAGCAACGUCGACUUGGAUCUACUAUCAAAUAUAGAAACAGACUCAAAAAGUGCAAUCAACAAUCAAAAAGACAUUGACACAGCUGAUAUACGCAUACGUCCGUCAUCCAUAUCACCUCCACUGCCAAUGAAAUAUGAAAGCAGUUCGACUACUAUGAAAGGAUUCACAACAGCUUCCGGCAGAGCAUUGAAACCAGUAUCUGACCAAGCCAAGAGGAUGGCAUUAGCGCUAUUCAACGAGGAUGGGGAAUGCAAAGAGGAAGGAAAAACUGCUGUGAUGACUGGAUUCUCAACUGCAUCUGGAAGACCACUCAAGCCAGUUUCAGAAAAAGCACAAAAAGCAGCUUUCGCAUUGUUUGAAGAGGCAGAUGAUGAGUUGAAAGAAAAGCCAAUUGCCACUUAUGGCGGGAUCAAGACUGCCUCUGGCAAAUCGUUAAACAAGCCAAGUAAAACCAGCAUACAAGUAGCAUCUCGAUUGUUUGGAGACGAAAAGGCGCAUGGAUUGAAACGACCUAAUGAUCACCUUAUUGACCCAGAACUUAAAUAUGAAAGUGUGUUGGACAAAUACGGCGGAUUUCGAACAGGAAACAGCAAGAAGCAGAUUACCGUUUCGUCUCGUGCCAAAAAAGAAGCCAUUUCCAUGUUUGAAAAAGACUCCACUGUGCCUGAUAGUCCUCAAAAUGCAUCGAUUGUGCCCGAUAUCACUGCAGCAUCGAAGCAAGCUGUACACAAUACCCCAGUCAAUGCACCAAGCGACGUAAAGCAAUUUAUACCUAAUCAACUUGGACGCAACAAACGAUUCAAGACAUCUCAAAAGCAAAACAAGCCCUUCAAGUCACCCAUCAUUCGAUCCAACAUUGAGCUGACCAAAGCAGCCAUUAGCAACAAGGGCAACUCUAGACUGAAAGGACAGCCAGUGUUUGAUCUUACUCCUCCCACACACCGAUACAAACUGUCAUCGCUCGGCAAGCCCUUAUCAUACAGUAGAGAACAAUUGAUCUCAAAAAAUAUACCACAUGCAAUUAUCGACAUGACCAUAGACAAAGCAGCACUGUACAAAUUUCAAAAUAGCUGGGGUUGGAAAGAGGCUCAGCAUGAUAUGAUUGAUUCCAAUUGUGUUCCCAGUCGAUUGACAACUGCUUGGGUUCAAAAUCAUUAUGCAUUGAUUGUGUGGAAGAUUGCCUGUUUGAUUCGAUCCUACCCAGAUCAGUUUAUAGAUCAGUGGCAGACCCAAUCAGUACUCAAUCAGUUGCUCUACAGAUACGAACGUGAAGUGAAUCUGGGCCAGAGACCAGUACUAAAGAAAAUCUUGGAGCAAGAUGAUAAUUCAGUCAAGCACAUGGUUCUCGUAGUUGCAGAUAUUAUUGAAACGGAAGCCUCGUCGUUUUACAAUACGUCAACAAAAUAUCGACUUGUUCUGUCUGAUGGAUGGUACACAGUACACUCGUGCAUUGAUCUGAGGAUGGAGCAUGCCAUUACGAGACGCAGACUCAAAAUUGGGCACAAAUUAUCGAUCUGUGGUGCCCAAAUUAUUGGCGACAAAACUGCACAGUCACCACUCAGCAUUAAAGCGAACGAUACGUUGCUUUCCAUCACAUCAAAUGGAUGUUUACCAGCUCGGUGGGACGAAAAGCUGGGCUAUCACAAGAGAAAGCUCAUGAUCAGGCCGCUCCCAACUAUUUUUGACGAUGGUGGCACGGUGACAGCGAUCGAUAUCAUUGUUUGCAGAAAGCUCCCUAUACUGUACAGCGAGUCCUUGUCCAAUGGUGCAACGAUCACUCGAACAGCUAAAGAGGAAGAAGAUGCUCUUCGCCGAAUUGAGAGCUGUGAUGGAUUUAACGGGGUGCAGCGCCAACAAAGUUAUGCGGUGCCAAACUUCAGAGUGAACCAUAGAUCCAGCAAUGCCCCUCAUUUAGAUCGAACAGUGAGCGAACCAAAAAAUCCUGAGGAAAGAAGAGUAUCUGGCUUUUUCAAGGUGCGUAUUUGUGAUGCAGCUUCCCGCGGAAACGAUCAACCCUGGGCUACACUACUAUUAUCAAACGCAAAUGAGUUGAAUCACAUGGAUAUUGUGGAAGGAAAUCGAUUUAGAGUGUUCUUUGUGCAGCCUUAUCAUCCUAAAAACAAAAAGUACGCUGGACUGGAUCUCAAGACAACCAGAAUGACUCGAUGGGAGCCAGUGCCGUCAACUACAGCCGCCAAAAAGACAGCAUACGUUCCUCGAUUUGUUACGCUGUGUGGUGAUAUCCGUCAUCAAGACAGAUUAUCAGACUUUGAUAUGGUUGUCUAUGUUUUACAAACUGGAUCGCCCACGAUUGAAAACAAGAAUGGUCGCAAACUGUGGCAUCAAACGCUUUUAGUGACAGAUCAAAGUCAAAGUGUCUGCCAGAUUGAAUUUCGCUUGCCAUUGAACCAUUUCCCUGAUAUCACUGGCCAUGUCAUUUCAGUUGCCAAUGCUCGAUUCGAAAUGUAUGAUGGUAAAUACGACAUUACCUGUCUCAAAACUACAGACGAGUCUGAAGUCACCACCAAGCUGUCCUCAUCAGCAGAGUAUCUGCAAAAAAGUAUGCAUGAGCUUCGAGGCUGGGUUGAGCAGAACCAUGAUUGUAUCAAAUCAAUUGAGGAUCGAGUACAAAAAAGCGUUCGCUAA